Molecule: messenger RNA, 3599 nt
Organism: Esox lucius (northern pike)
Lineage: Eukaryota; Metazoa; Chordata; Actinopteri; Esociformes; Esocidae
Gene: znf384b
Product: zinc finger protein 384 b
Exons: 12
Coding region: 820-2580 (586 amino acids)
Biological process (GO): central nervous system development; regulation of transcription by RNA polymerase II
Cellular component (GO): nucleus
Molecular function (GO): RNA polymerase II cis-regulatory region sequence-specific DNA binding; DNA-binding transcription factor activity, RNA polymerase II-specific
Source: RefSeq, a predicted model, not a curated record
UGGCGUCACACUCCCGCGAGAGUGUUGAAAGUUCAGAAUCAGAACCGUUCAGUUUUGACCGAAGUAAUUGUUUUGCUUCUCCCACGAUGUAGUCAAGAUGGUAACGUGGUAGUUUAAGUGGAAAGUAGUUCUUAGUGCUUUAGCAGUCACUCGGAUAUUGGUUACACCAACGCAAGCAGUGCCGCAGCAAGCUAACGUGAAGGACAUCUUGACUUUUCCCGAAUGAGUUCCCAAUCUUGACUACUAGUGACACAUUUGUCGCGCAAAUGUUUAUGUCUGUAAACUGGGAAACCACUCACUGUAAGCACCUCGGUGCAACUUGGCGCUCUGGUCAUUUAUACUGACAUUAAAAUACCAGGAGCAAUGACGUUAGCUUACUGGAAUGUCACGGUAUACAUUGUUCAGCCAUCGUAAUAAACACGACCAUUUCUGACACACUUUUUAACUAGCUCGCGGUUGGUGUUAUCAGCAAGAUUGAAUAACUUACUUAAACAUAACAGAAAAUGUGUUAUUUGGUGAAAAGUCUGAGUUCAAAGCCGUCCGGAGUUAGAGUAUGACGUCAUUUUAACAUUAGACGUAUCCCUUCUAGCCAUUACCAGAAAAUAGACCUUACUCGACGGAAAUUACAUCACCACAAACAGCGCUUUGUUUUUCGACCUUCCUCGAAGGAAGUGCAGCGCAGAGAAGACGGACAAGAAAGAAAAAAAAUAGAAAAAAACAUUGAAGAGAAAAAAAACCCUCAACGAUUUGUACUGAUUUUCUAAACUGUUCCGGCCAGCGGGAAUUCCGGGAAGGGAGAGAGUUGUCAGUAGAGAAAUUAUGGAGGAUUCACAUUUUAACUCUCAGUACUUCUGGUCCCCUGUGCCUGUACAAGGACAGAUUGAGAACGCCAUGUUCCUGAAGCAGCUGAAGGACCAGGAGAAGAACGCUUCAUUCCCCUCUUCCUCCUCGCAUUACCAGACGGCCGUGCUCACUGUCCCCAAGCAGGAGGGAGCGGGGCAGGGCAAGGGUGGUCACCUACACCCCCCUCACACCCAGAACAUCACUGUGGUCCCUGUACCUUCCACGGGGAUCAUGACAGCAGCUGGUCUGGUGAUCACCACUCCUCAAGGCACACAGCUGGUGUCCCCUGCCGCGUCCUCUCAGUCCUUCGUCUCCGGACACCCCACCACCACCAUGAUUGUCUCCACGCUGCACGCUCCAGAAAAUCCACAUACCAACUUUAACCUCGACUUCUACCAUCAACCUCUACCAUCUACCUCCAAAAACGAUGCUCUUGAUGUGCUGAAAAAAGGCUUAGGUUACAAGAAACAGGAAGGUGGAACACAACAGGUGGUUGUUAUGCCAACACCAUCGAAGCGGGGCAGGAAGAAGAAGUCUACACUAGGGAGGGCGGGGCCUGCCACUGGCCACACCCUUUCUGCUGGAAAUGAGGCAUUGAUCCUGGCUCAUCUGGCAUCAGGAGGGCAGGUGGUUAUGUCUUCGCAGCAUCAUACAACUGACCCGUAUGACCUCGCAAACGAAGACCAUGGUGGGAAAGAUGGCAACAAAACCUACAGGUGCCGGAUGUGUGCCGUGACCUUCUUCAGUAAGUCAGACAUGCAGAUCCACUCCAAGUCUCACACAGAGGCCAAGCCCCACAAGUGUCCCCACUGCUCCAAGUCCUUCGCCAACUCCAGCUACCUGGCCCAACACAUCCGCAUCCACAGCGGAGCCAAGCCCUACACCUGCUCCUACUGCCAGAAGUCCUUUAGACAGCUCAGUCACUUACAGCAGCACACACGGAACCACACAGAGGCCAAGCCCCACAAGUGUCCCCACUGCACUAAGUCCUUUGCCAACUCCAGCUACCUGGCCCAACACAUCCGCAUCCACACAGGGGUGAAGCCGUACAGCUGUUCUUUCUGUCAGAAGUCCUUCAGACAGCUCAGUCAUCUACAGCAGCACAACAGAAUCCACACCGGAGACCGGCCUUACAAGUGUGUUCAUCCGGGCUGUGAGAAAUCCUUCACCCAACUCUCCAACCUACAGUCCCACAGAAGGCAGCACAACAAGGACAAACCCUUCAAGUGUACCAACUGUAAUCGCGGUUACACGGACGCGGCAAGUUUGGAAGUCCACCUGUCCACCCACACGGUCAAACACGCCAAGCUCUACUCCUGUGGCCUCUGCAAUCGCACAUACACCUCGGAGACGUACCUGGUAAAACACAUGCAGAAACACAACCCAGACCCACUCACUGCAGCAGCUGUCGCUGCAGCAAGGCAGACUCAGCAGAACCAGAACCAAAACCAGAAUCAGGGUGGUUCUCAAGGCAGAGGAGAAGGCAAUGACAUUGGGGCAGGCCGUAUUGGAGGAGGGGGACAAGGUGGAGGUCAGGGACAGAACCAGGUGCAAAACCAGGGCAGCUACUCCCAGACAGAGACUGUAUCCUGCCCUUUUGACCUGCACCAGUAUAAGACAGUUUCUGCAGGGGACAUCCAGUUCAAAACAGUCAGCGUAGCAGACCUAGCCGCCCACAAGGACCUUUGUCUGACUGUGGCUACUUCCACCAUCCAGGUGGAGCACCUAAACUCAUAGGGGUGAGGGUGGGAGUGGUAGAGACGGAACCUGGAGGAUACCUAUGGACAGACUGGAUCAAAGCAAUACAGAGAGGAUCUAGAACGAUGGUACUGUGCCUGAAAGAUGGCUAUUGGAAGAGGAAGAAAAGAAAUGUUGACUCAUAGAUGGAUGGAUCUGGGAAAGGUGAACUUUUUGUACUUUUUUGUACAAAUUUCUCACUUUUACCUCAUUAUGCCUAGGUUGUGUUGGUUUGGGUUUUUGUGCUCUUGUCUAAAGGAUGGCUAGUGUCCGCUGUUGUUAAAGAAAUGUUUCUUUGUUAACGCAGUGGUGAGGAAAAGACACAAAAAAAAGUCAGAGGACUGUGACCCAAAUAGAGACUGUUUUCUUUUUCCCUUUUGCUAUUUUACAGUAUAUCCUACUGCUCUUCCCUGCAAACACAACUUUGCUAUGGUUACAUAAGGGAAGUGCCUAAUGAAAACUGACAGAUAACUGUGAAGGUACAUUUUUCUACUUUCCUACAGAUACUUUCAGAUUUCGAUUACCUUGUCCUUGUUAUGGUUACUGUAAUCUACCUUGUAAAUUUUACUGAUAGACAAAUUUUUUCACUGAAAAAGGGAAGUAAGGCUGUUUUUUAAAUAAUAAAAAACCAUAUUAGUUUCAAAAUAUAUAGUGUGCGUGUGUGCGGGCGCGCGUGUGUGUGUAAAGAAAUAAAUGUAUUAUCUAUACCAAACUAUAUAUACUCUAAUACUGACAUUUAGCCUAUCAGUUCACAAGCCAAUCAUAAUGCCCUGUUUACCUCGCAUGACUUCCCUGUAAGAACUGGAAAAUGAAUUGUUUGACUGGUUCUGGUUUUAUGUAAUUCUUGUAGUAUUUCUUUUUGUGGUUGUGUCCUAAGAAUAUAAUUGUUAUGCAAUAUUCUGUCGAUACUUCCACUGCUCUUAUACUAAAGUUUAUGCUCCAUUACAAAUAGACUGACACAUCUGAGAAUACAGUGUGUUUUCCCUCAUCAAAAAAUAAAAACAUCCUGUGAAAUCCAA